Messenger RNA from Ceratosolen solmsi marchali, 438 nucleotides. RefSeq names its product RNA polymerase III subunit H (gene Polr3H). NCBI's taxonomy places the organism in Eukaryota, Metazoa, Arthropoda, Insecta, Hymenoptera, Agaonidae. Gene Ontology annotation, biological process: transcription initiation at RNA polymerase III promoter. Bases 9 to 371 code for a protein of 120 amino acids. The record is from RefSeq and is a predicted model, not a curated record. Gene Ontology annotation, cellular component: RNA polymerase III complex. The transcript has 2 exons.
UCCCGGUGAUGGAGCGUCACAUACAAAACUGUAAUAUGGAUGGAGUACAUGUAACCUUAGGCUUUUUUGAAGAUAUAGUUAUCCCGUCGCAUAAACUGCAGUAUCCAUCAAGGUUUGACCAGACGGAACAAGUAUGGGUCUGGGAGUACGACACUGGUAAUGGAGAAAAGCAUGAUCUUUUCAUGGAUGUUGGAGAAAUUAUUCGUUUCAGAGUAGUUAAAGAAAUGUUUGCGGAAUCCUUACCGAGUAAUCCUCAUGGACCUAAAGAUUCUAAUGAGAAAUCCGAAUCUAAAAGCGUAUCGCCAUACACUUUAGAAGCAGCUAUCGACGAGCCUGGACUUGGAUUACUUUCCUGGUGGGAAAAUACAUGAAGCAAUUAUAAGUGUAAAUAAGUAUAAAUGUAAAUAAGAUAUUACAUAUGUUUAAAUAUAUUUAAAA